This is a messenger RNA of Amyelois transitella, 1021 nucleotides long. RefSeq names its product androgen-dependent TFPI-regulating protein. Gene Ontology annotation, cellular component: endomembrane system; membrane. NCBI's taxonomy places the organism in Eukaryota, Metazoa, Arthropoda, Insecta, Lepidoptera, Pyralidae. Bases 50 to 883 code for a protein of 277 amino acids. The record is from RefSeq and is a predicted model, not a curated record. The transcript has 4 exons.
UUGACCCGCGGUGGACGCAACUAUCUUAGUUUUUUUAAUCGUUGCCAACAUGUUUAGUACAGUUUCGUACAAAAACAGUGACGCGCUCACUAAAGUUAGAAUAUGGAUGUAUAGUUUGGCGUAUUUACAUUUGUCUGUGGUCGGUAUUAUCAUGUUUAGUAUUGACUUUCGUAAGGCCGAGUCUCCUAAGGUGUGGAUCUAUCAGGAUAUAAGGUUCAAGUUGAUCACGUGUUGGUUUAAUUUACUGAGUCUUGUAUAUCUACCAAUGAGCGUCUACUGUGAAUUCCGUAAACUCCGUUCACAAGAAAAGUUACACCACGUCAGGAUUCUGAACCGGAUACGAUGUAUAUGUUUCACGAGCAUAUUACUGCCCACCACAACUUUUUCAGACGUACUAUUCUGGAUCCUCUGGAACAAGGAUAGGGAGCUAAUAGCACCAGUGGAAGUGGAUGAAAUGGCCGCCUUUUGGACUCAGCACAGCAUGCAUACAGUCUCCUUGGUAGUCGUGACGCUGGACCUGCUCCUCUGUCCCAGGAGGAGGCCGAAAGACCAUAAUCUUGGACUGACCAUCAUGUUUGUUUUUCUAGGAGCAUAUAUAUCUGUGAGCGUCCACGCGUUACUACAAGGACAAUACUUAUACCCGAUUUUGAAGCUUUUUAGUAGAUUCAAACUGUUUUUAUUAGUUCUAUAUGUGUUAUUGGGACAUUAUUUCAUUUACACAAUCCAAUGGUUUGUCAUUGAUAUUGUGUGGGGUGGCGACAAAUUACAAAAUAAUAAGAGAAACUAUAAUAUUUCGAGUUAUAUUUCAAGUUGUGAGUUGGCUGUAUAUAAAUAUAUGCCAAUUUUUAGGUUAACCAAAUCGGCGGCAUCUGUUGCAGAUUAGAAAUUAAACUUUAAUUAACUAUUAAUUAUUAAAAUAUUCUUGUAAUUAAUAUACGGAACCAAUUGUAAGUUAUAUUUAUUUAAAAAUAAAGUCUGAUUAAAUGAUAGAUAAGUUAUUAAACAUGAUUAAGUUUAGUUU